Molecule: messenger RNA, 3244 nt
Organism: Cryphonectria parasitica EP155
Lineage: Eukaryota; Fungi; Ascomycota; Sordariomycetes; Diaporthales; Cryphonectriaceae
Exons: 4
Coding region: 372-2996 (874 amino acids)
Biological process (GO): carnitine metabolic process
Cellular component (GO): mitochondrion
Molecular function (GO): carnitine O-acetyltransferase activity
Source: RefSeq, a predicted model, not a curated record
CAUACAUACACAUGCAUAUACAUUUACAUGUGUAUAUAUCUAUAUCCAUAUACAUAUGGACCCUCUCCCUCCGAGAAGUCACUGUCCCAAAGGUCACCCUCUUGUCGUCAAGAAGUGGAUGUACUGGCUACUUGCCCAUCUGUCUGCACCUUACUUCUCAUUACCUCUACAAUUGUCACCGCCACUAUCACUCCUCCCUGGCCUUGCUGUGUCUCUCAAGCGGGAAUGCCAGUCUACUGUCUUCACGAUUGCCACUACUUCUACCGCACAGCCCUGCGAGGCUUGAACAUUAACACCUCCGUAUCUCCUCUUUACGCCUGAAACUGUCGAAAAAAAGGCCUGUCGUAACGGGAUUGGCCGGCUAACACAACAUGCCUACCCAAGUCCGCAUUUUCACCGUCCCCAAAGCCCUCGGAGAGACCCUCUCCGUAGCCGACAGCCGCUCUCCACCAACACCAAAGCGGCAGACCCCGCGGUCUUUACCCGCCAACGGAGAAAUACCCAACGGCGAUAGAUCCUACCCGGGUAUUACCUUUGCCCACCAGGACAAGCUCGCCAAGCUGCCCAUCCCGGAUCUCGCCGCCACUUGUGCCAAGUACCUGCGGGCGUUGAAGCCGCUCCAGUCGCCCAGGGAACAUUCCGACACCAGGCAUGCGGUCCAAGAGCUCCUGAAGAACGAGGGGCCUGAGCUGCAGGAGAAGCUGAAGAAAUAUGCAGAAGGGCAGACCAGUUAUAUCGAGCAAUUUUGGUACGACUCAUAUCUGAAUUACGACAACCCCGUCGUGCUCAACCUGAACCCCUUCUUCCUGCUGGAAGAUGAUCCGACUCCCGCACGGAACAACCAGGUCACCAGGGCUGCGUCCCUGGUGGUGUCCGCCCUGGAAUUCGUCCGGGCCGUUCGCAAGGAGGAACUGCCACCGGACACAAUCAAGGGUACCCCGCUUGAUAUGUACCAGUACUCAAGACUCUUCGGCACAGCAAGAGUACCAACGCAGGCCGGCUGCCAGAUCGAGCAGGACCCGGAGUCAAAACAUAUUGUCGUCAUGUGCCAUGGGCAGUUUUACUGGUUCGACGUUUUGGACGACAACUCAGACCUGAUCAUGACCGAAAAGGAUGUGUCCAUCAACCUUCAGACCAUUAUCGACGAUGCCGCGCAGACCCCUAUCCAGGACGCUGCGAAGGGCGCCCUCGGCGUGCUCAGCACAGAAAACCGUAAGGUCUGGUCCGGCCUGCGGGAUGUGCUCACCCGAGAAGAAGGCUCCAACAAUGCCGACUGCCUGGGGAUUGUCGACUCAGCCCUCUUUAUUGUCUGUCUCGACUACACAGAACCAAUGACUGUCUCGGCCCUCUGCCAGAACAUGCUGUGCGGGACAUCCGAGAUUGAGAAGGGCGUGCAGAUCGGCACCUGCACGAACCGCUGGUAUGACAAGCUCCAGAUCAUCGUGUGCAAGAACGGCUCAGCGGGCAUCAACUUUGAGCACACGGGUGUGGACGGGCACACGGUCCUGCGCUUUGCCUCAGACGUCUAUACCGACACCAUCCUGCGAUUCGCGCGCACCAUCAAUGGCCAGGCCCCUACGCUCUGGGCAUCGACGUCGCCGGACCCUUCGAAGCGCCACCCAGACUCGUUUGGCGACGUCAACACGACGCCGCACAAGCUCGAGUGGGACAUGCUGCCGGAGCUCAAGAUCGCCGUGCGCUUCGCCGAGACCCGCCUGGCCGACCUCAUCGAGCAGAACGAGUUCGAGUGUCUCGAUUUUCAAUCCUACGGAAAGAACUUCAUCACCUCCAUGGGCUUCUCGCCCGACGCCUUUGUCCAGAUGGCCUUCCAGGCGGCCUACUACGGCCUGUACGGGCGGGUCGAGUGCACAUACGAGCCAGCCAUGACCAAGAUGUACCUCCACGGGCGUACCGAGGCCGUCCGUAGCGUGAGCGAGGAGAGCGUCCACUUUGUGCAGACGUUCUGGGGCGACAACCCCGCCGAGCAGAAGGUCGAGGCGCUGAAGCGCGCCUGCGCCACCCAUGUGAACGUCACCAAGGAGUGUGCCAAGGGCCAAGGGUGUGACCGCCACCUGUACGCAUUGUUCUGUCUCUGGCAGCGGCAGAUGGACGACAGCGCUGGUGACAGCGGCGGCGGCACUACGACGGGGAGCGGCUCCACGGACGGGAGGAGCAUUAGCAGCAGCGGCUACGCGAGCCCUGCGGAUGAUUCGGCCCUGCGGAGUCCUGGGCGGGACUCAGUGGUGAGCGGCGACGAGGGCGGCAGCAACGGCAGUGAGGCGGGUCAGCACGGCAUGUUGACGAGGGCGCGCGGCGACAGCGUCAACAGCCGCACGGCGGCGACACUGCCCCUGGUCUUCGCCGAUAGCGGGUGGGACCGGCUCAAUAACACCAUUAUCUCGACAUCCAACUGUGGCAACCCAUCGCUGCGCCAGUUCGGGUUCGGCCCCGUCAGCGGCGACGGCUUUGGCAUCGGCUACAUCAUCAAGGAUGACGGCAUCGCCAUCUGCGCCUCGUCCAAGCACCGCCAGACUAAGCGCUUCGUCGACACCCUCGAGUCGUACCUCCUCGAGAUUAGGCGAAUCCUGCGCAUCACGUCCCGCCACCCGAGCGGCGGCGCCAAGACGUCCCGGGCGCGCGAGAUCGACCGCAAGCCUAGCGCCACCAACCGCCUCAAGGCGAGGGGCAGGCUCAUCACGGGACUGCCCUCGCUAGCGCCGACGAGUUCUGGUUCAGGUUCUGGUGGGGAUGAGAAGGCGAGGCGGGACAGGCUGGGUAGUCUGGCCGCUGGGGCCCAAAGCCCCACGGAGGAGAGCGUCAUGCUGAGCGAGGAUGAUGAGCUGGGAGGAUAUGGUUUCUUCGACGCGGGUAUGCUUCUUCAAGCUCUCAAGGCGCGGGCCGAGGUCGACGACGGCGAGACAAAGGCAUCAGAAAGAGCUGCCGUGCAGGCGAGGCGGAGGGAUGUGGGCAAGAAGCUGCGGCUGAUCGAUUACUGAGCAGAGUUGGAAAGGCCUCGCCUCGAAGAGGACGGUUUUGGCUGGCUACAUCUUGCCUGUUUGUUUAUGUAUUUAUUUAUUGGUAAUACCUUGACGCGAUGUUAGCAUAGGCGCAAUCUGUGGGAUUGGAUCACAACAUCGAGAUGACUUGUUUCCUGGGAAGGUGGUUAGUAUUUGAUUAUGAUCUUGUCUGGCGUUGGAGGAUUUUACACAUAGUCUUCUGCUACAAAUCACAUGCUCUUCAUGAG